Molecule: messenger RNA, 885 nt
Organism: Megalopta genalis
Lineage: Eukaryota; Metazoa; Arthropoda; Insecta; Hymenoptera; Halictidae
Gene: mRpL30
Product: mitochondrial ribosomal protein L30
Biological process (GO): translation
Cellular component (GO): mitochondrion; large ribosomal subunit
Molecular function (GO): structural constituent of ribosome
Source: RefSeq, a predicted model, not a curated record
ACAAAAUCCUUCUUUGUCGUGAACGCACGAAGGCGAACAGCUCGAUACACUGAAGAUCGGAAAAUAUCAGGCUCGAAGGAUCAAUGUUUUAGACUUCAGGGUUCUCCGAAUUGGCAACACUGUGUAUUAUUACUGCUGUUAUUGCUGAUACGCUGUUCGGAGUGAAUCGGAGUUCGGUGUGCAAAGCAGCGGCAGAAGCAAGGUGUGUAGAAAACGGAGGGUUGUUUAACUUAGUUUAAUGCGAGUAAUAAUAUGUGAAUGAUAUUUACUACAAUGGCAACAAAACUGGCAAACCGUCCGAGAAGCGUUUUGUUAACGUUCGUUCGUUAUCGUCACAAUCCGAAAGCGUGGAUACCGGAUGCUGUUAAAUACCCAGGCGUCACAUAUUAUCCGCGCAAUAAAACCGAUGUCGAUCCACCGAUCGUACCGUCGAAAAUUUUUAUGAUCCAUAGGGUAAAAUCCUUCAAAGGCAAUCCUUAUUGGGAUAAGGACACCCUCAAACGUAUAGGAUUAAGUGAAGUUAAUCGCGAACCUGUUUUUGUAAAAAACACGCCCGAAGUGUGCAGUCAACUGUGGAAGAUCAAGCAUUUGAUCAAAAUUACUCCGGUGAAGUUGCCCGACGGUGAGAUCAAAGCUGACGAGAACAGAGAAUAUUACUUCCACUCGAGCGGGGAUAUUUACAUAGGUGGCAAACUAGAUCCUGCCAGACUCGAGGCGACGAAAAAUUUUAAGAAUUCGAUGGCAAGAAUGGAGCGUAGGACUAUAUCCGAGAAACUUAGGCUGAGAUGGAUAAAUGGAUCGCUUAUAUAAGUAUAAUUUAUAUAUAAGCAUAAAGUGAUCGUUCACGGUUAGUUAAAAAAAAAUAAAUCACCAUUGAACAAAUAA